Dromiciops gliroides (monito del monte) is the source of this 3943-nucleotide messenger RNA. RefSeq names its product interleukin 13 receptor subunit alpha 2 (gene IL13RA2). Gene Ontology annotation, molecular function: cytokine receptor activity; protein binding. Gene Ontology annotation, biological process: cytokine-mediated signaling pathway. The record is from RefSeq and is a predicted model, not a curated record. The transcript has 10 exons. Lineage: Eukaryota; Metazoa; Chordata; Mammalia; Microbiotheria; Microbiotheriidae. Gene Ontology annotation, cellular component: external side of plasma membrane. Bases 332 to 1495 code for a protein of 387 amino acids.
UUUCUGCUCAAUGAGCCAACCUCUCUCUAAGUUAGCCAGAAAUGUAUGUUUCUGCUUCUUUUGGGUAAUGCCUUGAGUGGCUGGGGGCAGAGUCCUCAGGAAGGUGUAGAGAAGGCCCUGACCCAGAAGACGGGUGGCCAUAGCAGCAUACUGGGAUCAGCUCACUCUAGCAGCCACUGAGCACCUGGGAGUGCCUUGUGAUGGAAGAAAACCUACCAACAGACUGACUGCAUGGAAGGAGAUCAUACCAGGGAGAGAUAAGCAACAACAGAUAGGCAGGCGAGCCUGGAUUGCAACUACUACCAAUUGCCUGGUAUUCCACCCUGGAGAGAUGCAUCGGAAGCCAAGAUUUCCCAAGUGGGUCUAUUAUGCCUUCCUCUUUGUGACACUGGGACAUAACUGUUCUUCCUCCAGCCAGAUAACAGUGGAUCCUCCUCAUAAUCUGAAGAUUGUGGAUCCCGGAUUUUUAGGUCAUCUAAAUUUGCAGUGGGAGCCCCCGCUAACGUUGAGCAUGUUACAGCACUGUACGGUAGCAUAUGAAUUGAGAUACCGGAACACUGACAGUGAAGACUGGCAGACCAUCAUUACGAAGAAGUUAAAUUUUGAAGAUGGCUUUGACCUCAACCAGGGAGUUGAAGCAAAAAUUCAAACGCUCCUGACAGGCCACUGCACCAAUGGAUCGGAUGUUCACAGCAAAUGGACACAGACUUCUUUCUGGAUUCCCUUGCAAGGAGAACCAGAGACCAAGAUCCGGGAAAUGCAGUGUAUCUAUUAUAACUGGAAAUCUCUACACUGCACUUGGGAACCAGGAGAAAAAAUUCCUGAAGGGGCAAAUUACAAUUUGUAUUAUUGGUAUGAAGGCCUAGACCAUGCUCUCCAGUGUGCUGACUACAUAGAAUCUAAUGGAAGACAUGUUGGAUGCCGGUUUCCAAGCAUGGAGUUUGCAGAGUAUCGAGAUUUCAACAUCUGUGUCAAUGGAUCUUCAUUAGCCCUUCCCUUGAGGGCCACCUACUUUUCUUUUCAUCUUCAAAAUAUAGUGAAGCCGUCUCCCCCCGAACAGCUAAAUCUGACCCAGAGGAAACCUGAAGAAUUUCAGUUGCAGUGGAAACCUCCUGAGGGCCCCAUCCCUUCUCACUGCCUGACAUAUGAAGUUCAGUUCCAAGAAGAUGAUGCUUCCUGGGAGUCCACAUCCACAGAAAAGGAAAUGAUCACCCUGCAAAAGUCAAAUGGGAGUAGAAGAUUCUGCAUCUGGGUCAGAGACAAAGUGAAUAUUUACUGUGCCAGUGAAGGGUUCUGGAGUGAAUGGAGUUCCCAGCAGUGCUUAGAAGAGCAACAAGAAGAUGACAGGUGGCUUCUCUUUAUUGUCAUCCCAGUCAGUUUAGUCAUGCUAAAUGCCAUCCUGGUAGCUGCAUUGUUUGUACAAAAACAAAGAAUCUAUUUGAAGCAGGUUCUUGGCAAAAAGGAAGUGCAUUUCUACCAAGAGGCAAUCUGCUGAUAAGCCAUCUUUCUUCCAUUCACACAUCCAGCUGGCUGCCCCUUUCAUAGCAGGAAGAGAGAUUGACUAAACCUUAUUCAUUGACACUCUGAGGACUCUUCUGGCACCCCGUUUCCCCCAGGAUCACCUCUGAAAGCAGCAAUGGCAUAUUUCAUACUACUUUAGAACACACACACAUAUGUACAUACAUGUACAUAUAUGUAUACAUAUACAUACACACGUACACAUAUGUAUACAUACACCUCUAUAUAUAUUUGGAGGGAGUUGCUUAUAGGAGAGAAUAAUCACCUUGUGUUGUAAGCUUUCUAGUUCCCACUAAUAGGUCUGCUUCUCACGAAUCUUUAAUGUUGCACAAUAGAAAGCCCAGGGACAAGUCUGUUUUUUUAAAAAAUGAUCUGUUCUCAAAAAUAUGUGAUUUCAUAACUUGUACCAAGCUGAGCCACACAGACUUUGCCAAAUCCUGAUGAGUUUCCAGUUCGUUAAAACUUGCCCUUUAGGUAAGUGUCUGGACUAUGAAUCACAUUGUUUAGAAGAAAAAUAGCUGCAGGCAUGAUGGAGUGACAAGGAAAUUAUUUAAGACACAUGUACCCAUUCUUCAGAUGGUGGUGCCUCAGGUUGGAGUGUUUGAGUGUGGGCGUGUUAGGGGGGACAGGGAGGAAAUGGAACAAAUGAGGUGACACAGAAGUCAACUUUAAGGACUUAGAAGAAUCCAGCUACUCUGCAGAGAGAGCAGAGGACUUUCUUGUGCUUCCUGGUAGUUCUGAUUGGGUGAUAGAGAGACCUGAAGUCCAAAGGAAUUCGAUGGGAAAUUAGCAAGGAGGUAUUUUUAAAAAAGGGCUUCCAACCGACAGAGCAAUCCCAGCCACUCACAUGUAGGCACUUCCUUGCAAACGUCAUGAAUUAUGGAUGGUGACUGUCAACACAGGGGAUCAGGGUGGGGGUGGGAGGUGCUUUGAGAGUUGGGUAGGGUUUGGGACAGAAAGGCUGACAAGUAGAAAGAAUCCGCAAGAUGCAGCUGUCAACAAAGUCCCACCCUAUAGCACUGUGCCUUCUCCUGAAGGAGAGUCCAUCCAGCAGUAUGAUCUUGUGUCCCUAGGCUCCUUGGCCAUCUCCUCUUUGGAGCCUCAGUACAGUGAAGAGAUGGUCCCUGAUGAAAUAGCUGGUCACAGGACCUAGAUGCCUGACAAAACUCAGGGUGAGAAUAAUGAGAAUGGCCAUUUUUCUAGCACUUUAAAGUUUCUAUAAAGCAUUACAUACAUGAUCUCAUUUGAUCCUCAAAUACCUCUGUGAGGGUCAUCCCGUAGGUUUGGUUGGGUUUGGUUCAGACCUGUGAUUCCACCACUUUCAGGUCCGUAGGUAGGGUCUUGGAGGGUUGCCCAGAGAGUUUUAGUGAAUUGCUUGGGGUCAUACAGGUCAUGCCUCACAUGGUACUUUGGCCCAGGAAUCCAAUGUAGGCAGGCAGUCACAUAGCAUUUAUUAAGUGCCUACUAUGUGACUGGCCCUUUGCUAAUGAAAAGGGACACAAAGAGAGGCCAAAGGCAGUCCCUGCUGUCAAGGAGCUGUGUCUGAUGGGAAGACAACAGAAUAUGGAGCAGAGAGAAGGCACCGACAUUAAGGGGGACCAGAAAAGUCUUCUGGCAGAAGAGACGUAAAGGAAGGCAGUGGGGGAAGCCAGGAGCUCUGCUGCAGGGCCUGCCUUCUCUCCACUCUCCCCACAGGGCUGAGGAGUCUCUAGAGGAGAAGACCUAGAGGGGAAUGUGUUUGAAAGGCCAGUCUGUCCAAUAGGGAUUAGCUGAUUCAGUUGGCUGUGCCUCACAGCAGAGUUUGGAGUUGUGGGGAGGCCUAAAGUGAGAGUGAUCCAGGAGGCAGUGGGCUGGAUGACCCUUUUUGGGCAUUUCGUUGAGACAUUGAGUAAGUCCCUUCACCUUUCUGAGGGCCCGAUUUCCUCAUGGGUAAAGUGAGGGGGUUGGACCAGAUGCUCUCUCUAUCAACACAAAUUGAAGAGAAAGAAGAGAGAGAAUUUUGGGGUGUGAGGAUGAGCGUGAGCACCCUCCAAAAUUCCAACAGAUCGGUGAACUCAGCAAUGUGGAGACUGCCUUCAGUGGUGCAGAUUUCUUUGCCUCCGUUCAACCUUCCUGUGGAAUCCCACAGCAGAAUGCUUGGUCAUCUCCCAUCACCACGAGGUUAUCUAUCAGUGGGCACUAGGGCUACCCCUCACUUGAGUCUGAUAAAGUUCAUGACCAGCCUCUGAACACAAGUUCAAAAAAGAGCUAUUUACAUAUUUGGAGCAAAAGAAGGUAUUAAAAAUGCCAGGCAGUGAUUGUCUUCUGCUAGGUGGCACUGCAGUGGAUAGAGUGCCAGGCCUGGAGUCAGGAAGACCAAAGUUCAAAUUCAGCCUCAGACACUUCCUAGCUAUGUGACUCUGGGCAAGUCACUUAACUGUUUGUU